CCGAUUGUGUGUUACUGCCUUUAUAUUUAAGUACUCACUCACGUAUUUAACAUAUGUUUUAAAAAAUUUUAUUGACAUUCAGUGAAAUGCUGACUGCUAUCACCGUUUAUGUGAAAAUUUCGUGUGUUUAGUUUGGUGACUAAAUGAAUUCUGAGAGAACUGUGAAUAUUGGUGAAUAUGAAGAUUUCGUGCGUAUUUUCUACGAAUGUAUUUCGGCAGGUGCUUGCAGCCGUAGCCACCAGCCUCUAUGGCAUCAGCGCCGGCAUUGUUUUCGCCUACAGUGCAGUUCUGCUGCCUCAGCUGAAGGAUGACGACAGAAUCGACUAUGACGCCAAAUACGACACCUGGAUUGCCUCUAUCUCCACGCUUACUAUGGCUUUCGGUUGCUUCGUCGCAGGACCCUUUAUAGACAGGUAUGGAAGAAGAAUCGGUCUCAUCCUCCUCGCCAUUCCCUUCGUCUUCAGCUGGCUUAUCAUGGGCUUGGGCAGCAACAUCUACCUUCUAUUACUUGGAAGAGCCGUCGCGGGAAUAUGUGCUGGCCUGUUUAGAACAAUGUCUAUUGUUUACCUUAGUGAAGUUACUGAUCCAAAACAUAGAUCCAUGAUGCUUAUCUCAAUAUCUUUAUCAUUAAAUAUAGGAAUUCUUGUUUCUCAUUCUGCUGGUACAUAUUUGUAUUGGAGAACCGCUUCAUAUGUAUUUUGUAUACCUAAUAUAUUACCAGUCAUUAUUCUUGUGUAUUUAAAAGAAAGUCCUCUGUGGCUUAUAACAAAGGGAAAAAUUCAAGACGGAACUGACUUUUUCUACUGGUUUAGAGCUAAAAGCGAUGUAGCUGAUAGAGAGUUGAGUGCAGCGAUAUGUAAGCAGAAACAUAAAUCUCAAGAUCUCAAUGUCAAGGAGACUAUUAAAGUAGUAUUCAGCAGGCCUUUUAUGGUCCCAUUUUCAAUAUGUUUCCUUGUUUUCACUCAAACACAAUUUUGCGGUACCAAUGUUUUCAAUUUCUAUGCUCCUGAUUUAAUAAAGCAGACUUUCUCAAACAACGUAGACAACUUCUUGAUAAUGGUGCUUAUUGAUUUUAUUAGGGUAUGUGGCACUGGCUCUAUAUUUUUCACUGUUAAACAUGUGCCUAGACGUUUUCUAUACUGUUUAUGUAGUAUUGUGACAACUUUUUGUAUAUUAUUUUUAGCAGCAUAUCUGUAUUACCAAUCGUCAAAUUUAUUAUGGUUUGGUAUGACUUCCUUAGUUAUGUAUAUAUAUUUUUCUAUAACAUUCAUGAGUAUAGGUUGGUCUUUCAUAAGCGAGAUGUUCCCAAGCUCAGUAAGAGGUCUGGGCUCAGCCUCAACUGCAAGUACGUCAUUUUUGUUAUUAUUUAUUGCUGUAAAAAUGACUCCAAGUGUUAUUGAUGCGUUUGGCAUGGAGGUAUAUUACAUUAUCUGUGCGUGCAUAACUGCAGUAUGUACCAUAAUCCUUUAUUUUGUUUUGCCAGAAACUAAUGGAAAGACUUUGCAGGAAAUUGAGCAUGAUUUCAUUAAGGACAAGUGUAAUAAAGAGUUAUCGAAUGAACAAACCAAAUUUUAACUGCGUAUAAAUAGUUGAAUAGCCUACUGACUGUGCGUGUGCCUGAAAGCU
Plodia interpunctella (Indianmeal moth) is the source of this 1626-nucleotide messenger RNA. Its product is annotated as facilitated trehalose transporter Tret1-like. Gene Ontology annotation, molecular function: transmembrane transporter activity. The record is from RefSeq and is a predicted model, not a curated record. NCBI's taxonomy places the organism in Eukaryota, Metazoa, Arthropoda, Insecta, Lepidoptera, Pyralidae. Gene Ontology annotation, biological process: transmembrane transport. Bases 178 to 1575 code for a protein of 465 amino acids. Gene Ontology annotation, cellular component: membrane. The transcript is spliced from 3 exons.